Cryptomeria japonica (Japanese cedar) is the source of this 2175-nucleotide messenger RNA. RefSeq names its product cytochrome P450 716B1-like. Lineage: Eukaryota; Viridiplantae; Streptophyta; Pinopsida; Cupressales; Cupressaceae. The transcript is spliced from 8 exons. Gene Ontology annotation, biological process: sterol metabolic process. Gene Ontology annotation, molecular function: heme binding; oxidoreductase activity, acting on paired donors, with incorporation or reduction of molecular oxygen; iron ion binding. The record is from RefSeq and is a predicted model, not a curated record. Bases 1 to 2115 code for a protein of 704 amino acids.
AUGAAGAAUGACCGUGAAGAAAAAAUAAUGAACCUCGAGGUGGCUUUGGAUAAGGUCAAUAAGAAGCUAAGAGUUGUUAUUGCAUUGAGUAGAACAACUAUGAUGAAUAGCACGGAGGGCCUUCAAAGACUAAAUGAAAAAGCCCAAUCUCUUAAUGUUUCCCCCUUAGCUACUCAUGCUUCCUCCUCCAUUUUGGUUUGCGAAAAAGGCAAGGUGAAGGAAUCUGUCCUGGAAGGUAAGACCCAUAUUAAUCGAGGACCUUCAACUCGAACUCACAGCAAGGAUAGAGGGCAGCGGCAUGGGCGAAGGGAGGCCAAAAGAGGCAGGCAUGGCGGAGGACGGGAGGGGGAGUUAGCAUGGCGCGGGGCGAAGGGGCACCCGGGCACCACUGUGGAUACCCCCAGUGGUGACCGUGUGUCGUUCACCGUGGAUACCCACAGUGGCAGCCCCAUGCCGCCCACUGUGGUUGCCCAUGGUGGCUGCCCUAGGGCAGUGGCACGGGCAAAGGGAGGCCGAAGGAGACGGUCAUGGCAAAGGACGGGAGGGGGAUUGGCAUGGCGUGGGGCGGAGGGGCACCUGGGCACCAUUGUGGAUACCCACAAUGGCGGUCGUGUGCCGCUUACUAUAGAUACCCACAGUGGCAGUCUCGUGCCGCCCACUAUGCAGCCAAAUUUCUCUAGUAAACGGGCAGUCAAAGAAGAUGUGGCGCGUGGCCUCAGGCUUUCUGUAGACAAAACAAAGAUCAUAUGCAGCCGAUUUAUUCCUUACAGGAAGCUUGCUCAUCUUUCCUCAAAAGCUUCUGCUAAUCUUCCUCCAGGGAGCUUCGGGUGGCCUCUGCUGGGAGAAAUGCCUCAGCUUCUGCUCUCUUUGAAAAGAAACAGGCUUCAUGACUUUUUCAAGCGGAGAGUUGAGCGAUAUGGAGGACAUAUCUUCAAGACUUUCAUUGCUGAGGGCAAUCGCUUUCUCUUCAACAACGAAAACAAGCUUUUCCAGCACUAUUGGCCCGAUUCGGUUAAAUUGUUAUUUGGAAACUCUUUACUUGGCAUAGUUGGGGAAGAGGCCAAUGAUGUGAGGAAGAUGCUGAUGGCAUUCUUGAAGCCACAGGCUCUGCAAAAGUUCGUGGGCAGAGCAGACGCCAUAAUUAACAACCACGUGAAGAGUUCGUGGUUUGAAAAGCAGCAAAUCAAGGCCUUCCCUCCCAUCAGGCGCUGCAUUUUCGCUGUGGCCUGCAGUCUUUUUCUAAGCCUGAAUGAUGAUACUGAUAUUUCAGAAUUGUAUAGUUAUUUCACAGAAUUGGUGAAGGGAAUGACGCAAUUUCCUCUAGAUCUGCCGGGAACGCCAUAUCGCAAAGCCAUGAGUGCACGACGUCAUCUUCACCGAAUACUCCAAAAGCUGAUUGAACGGAGGAGAAAUGAUUUGGCGAGAAGAUCUGCUUCGGGAGAAGAGGACCUCUUAUCCUUCCUUCUCUGCAACGUAGCUGAACAUGGAAAUACACUUACGGAUGACGAUAUUAAGGAUAACAUUAUGCUACUCUUAGAGGGCGGCCAAGACACAAGCGUUGUCACUCUAGCGUUUCUGCUCAGAAAUCUGGCUCUUCAUCCUCACUGCUACACCCAACUCCACCAAGAGCAAAUGGAGAUUUCUAGGGCGAGGGAAGGGCGCGAGCUAAAGUGGGAUGACAUUCAAAAAAUGAAAUACUCAUGGAGAGCAACCCAAGAGACGAUGAGACUUCAUCCUCCAGCUCCUGGUGCAUGGCGGCAGUGCAUUGCAGAUAUCUCCUAUAGUGGAUACACCAUUCCCAAGGGAUGGAAGGCUUGCUGGGUAGCAUUUUCAACCCACAUGAAUCCAGAGCAUUUUCCUGUUCCAGACAAGUUUGAUCCAUCGAGGUUUGAAGGGAGUGGACCACCUCCCUAUACUUUUGUGCCAUUUGGAGGUGGACCACGCAUGUGCCCUGGGAAUGAAUAUGCUCGAAUGGUCAUACUUGUGUUUCUGCACAACGUAGCGAAACAUUUUAAAUGGAGUUUGGUGGAUGCAGAUGAGAAAAUUGUUGUUGAUCCCAUGCCUCGACUUACCAAUGGGCUACCUCUGAACCUCCGUCCCCAUUCCAAUCAAUAAGCUAUAAACAUUCCAAACAGAUUUAUCUAUAUUUUGGUUUGUUUAAAGUAGUGCUUAUGU